Vollenhovia emeryi is the source of this 1100-nucleotide messenger RNA. Its product is annotated as troponin C, isoform 1-like. Bases 122 to 583 code for a protein of 153 amino acids. The transcript has 5 exons. The record is from RefSeq and is a predicted model, not a curated record. Gene Ontology annotation, molecular function: enzyme regulator activity; calcium ion binding. NCBI's taxonomy places the organism in Eukaryota, Metazoa, Arthropoda, Insecta, Hymenoptera, Formicidae.
CGUGCCAGAAGAUCAUCGUUAUGAUCACUUAAAACAGAAGUCCACAGCCAGAAUCUGGUGCAUACCCGGAUAAACCGUCGGCGUUAACGUACCACGAGCAGCGCGUAUAGUUACCAUCGCUAUGGAUGAUCUAACUAAAGACCAGCAAGCUCUGUUGAAAAAAGCUUUCGACGCUUUCGAUCAUGAAAAGAAGGGCAGUAUCGGCACCAACAUGGUAGGUACGAUAUUGACCAUGUUGGGCUACGAGCUCAGCGAAAAUACGCUGCAGGAAAUCAUUAGGGAAGUCGACGAGGAUGGUUCCGGAGAGCUCGAGUUCGAAGAAUUCUGCACGCUAGCUGCUAGAUUCUUGGUAGAAGAGGAUACGGAAGCGAUGCAGCAAGAAUUACGCGAGGCAUUCCGGUUGUAUGACAAAGAGGGCAAUGGUUACAUAACUACUGCUGUCUUUCGCGAUAUCCUUCACGAACUCGACGACAAGCUAUCACCGGAUGAACUUGAUUUGAUGAUCGAAGAAAUCGACGCUGAUGGCUCAGGGACUCUCGAUUUUGACGAGUUUAUGGAAGUCAUGACGGGAGGCGACGACUAAAGCAAGUGGAGCUGAUAAUGAAGAUGGACACUCGGAGGCUGGCUGUUAGUCGCGCAAUUGGCAACGCCCGUCAAAGAGAACGGUCUUUCUUCGUAAUUCAAAUGCUUUUGAAAACCAUUAAACUAUGGCCGAGUGGAAAAUUGGACGUUUGCAAUCAUCCGUGGUAUCGUUGGCUGACUUUCAUCAUGCAAAGUGACGAUCACAACGUUUCCGAACGGUUCUAAUCAACAACAGGAGCACUAAAACUCUCGGAAUGCCUCGAAUAAAUUGGAAUGACGGUUGUGCAUUAGUAAACUAGCGAUGCAAAUUUCUUCGACAUGGCGAAAUGAGUACGCGCGCAAAGCUCCAACGUAAUCUCUAGUUGAUUACGUCGCGAAGAAAGUUUCUUACUGUAUGAAUAUUAUUACGAAAUAUUGAUUUGAGAUUUUGCACGUAAAGGUACGAAGAGGUCCAAUGUGUAACAUAAAUUAUACAUAUGUAAUAAGUUAUUAAAUCAUUAAGUAUGCCUAUAUGUAAA